Molecule: messenger RNA, 1577 nt
Organism: Cyclopterus lumpus (lumpfish)
Lineage: Eukaryota; Metazoa; Chordata; Actinopteri; Perciformes; Cyclopteridae
Gene: myg1
Product: myg1 exonuclease
Exons: 7
Coding region: 62-1261 (399 amino acids)
Cellular component (GO): nucleus; cytoplasm
Source: RefSeq, a predicted model, not a curated record
AUCCGGUCCGGCUGCCAAAUCCGUCCGUCACCAACGCGUCUCGUGUAAAAGACUCGUUUGAAUGUUGCGUGCACGCUUGAUAGCACUUCAUUUAACAAAAAUCGCAUCUCACGUGGACUUUGGCAAAACGGCGAGUGUUUUACAGCCUUUGAGUUCACAAGCUCACUCCCGCUGUCUACUCUCUGUGGACGUUACUCGCACAGCACCGCGACACAUGUCAAGUCACCCGAAGAGAGUCUGCACUGAAAACAUGAGCGCCAUAAAGAUCGGAACGCACAACGGCACCUUUCACUGCGAUGAAGUUCUCGCCUGCUUCUUCCUCCAGCAGCUACCUGAGUACAAGGAUGCCAAGAUCAUUCGGACCAGGGACCCGACAAAGCUGGCAGAGUGCGACAUCCUUGUAGACGUUGGAGGAGAGUUUGACCCAAAGAGGCAUCGCUAUGACCACCACCAGAGGACCUUUGCGGAGACCUUCCACAGUCUGUGUCCAGAGAAGCCAUGGGUGACCAAGCUCAGCUCUGCAGGCCUGGUCUACCUCCACUUUGGUCGUCAGCUGCUGGUCCAGCUGACGCAGCUGAAGGAGGGCGACAGGCAGCUGGAGGGGCUCUUUGACAAGCUGUAUGAGAACUUUGUGGAGGAAGUCGAUGCUGUAGACAACGGCAUUUCACAGUGUGACGGAGAGGCCCGCUAUUCUGUCUCCACCACUCUGAGCACACGUGUCGGCCACCUGAACCCACGCUGGAACAGCAAGAGUCAGGACACUGAGGAGGGUUUCAGAAAGGCUAUGAAGAUUGUUGGGGAGGAGUUCCUGGACCGUCUGGAGUACUACCAGUCUGCCUGGCUGCCGGCUCGUGCGGUGGUGGAGGAGGCCGUGAAGGGAAGGCAUCAGGUGGAUCCCAGUGGGGAGCUGGUGUUGUUCUCCCAGGGCGGGUGUCCCUGGAAGGAGCAUCUGUUUUCCUUGGAGAAGGAGCUCAAGGUGGAGUCGCCCAUCAAGUUUGUCCUUUACCCCGACCAGAAUGGACAGUGGAGGGUCCAGUGUGUCCCCGCUGGGCUCAACACCUUCCAGAACAGGCUGUCCUUGCUAGAAGAGUGGCGUGGUGUUCGCGAUGAAGCGCUGUCUGAGCUCAGCGGGAUCAAGGGCUGCAUCUUCGUCCAUGCUGGAGGCUUUAUUGGUGGGAACAAGAACCAGGAAGGAGCCCUGGAGAUGGCCCGGAGGACCCUGCAGGCCGCCGCCCAGUCCCCUGCGAACGGAAGCAGCUGAAGGUUCAGAGAGGAUAGCCGACAGCACAUUUUGUUCUUUGGGUCAGUCUUUAGAGAGGAUUAAAACGUUAAUUUGCUAUCUCGCAGCUUGUUUGUCCCAGCUUUUCAGGGCUAAUGUUGUUUUGUUGCCAGGACAGGGAUGGUAUGGAAAUGGCAGCCAAAUAACCUUGGACCACUUCCCAAAAUACCUACAGUAUAUUCCAACACAGGCUUUCUCUGAAUCAUAAUAUUGACUCAUAUUUUUCCUUUUUCCCUGUUCUUAUGAAUGUGGGAAUGUUUUGUUGUUUUUUUUGCAAUAAAGGACUAUUUGGAUUACA